Molecule: messenger RNA, 1526 nt
Organism: Erythranthe guttata (spotted monkey flower)
Lineage: Eukaryota; Viridiplantae; Streptophyta; Magnoliopsida; Lamiales; Phrymaceae
Source: RefSeq, a predicted model, not a curated record
CUGCGAAUUUGUUUGAGAAAUGUUACAUUCCCCGUAUAAUAAUAAUUAAUCCCUUCUCUUGAAAUGUAUUAAUUUUGUGUCAACUGUUUUUUGAAGGGAUACAAUUUAAUCGAACGAGAAAUGUUUGUUGCGCAUAAGUCCGGUUUGGAACUAGCACUUCAAAGGGAGCUAGCGAACCGCAAAAAGGUUCCAAGUCCGAAUAACGAAGUCGUGAAAACCCUGACUCGAUCUCCAAGCUUCGGGGAUUGGACGAACGCAUGUUCAUCAAAAGUACAAUCUUCGAUGGAACAUCCAAGGCUUACGAUUCCGUCUCCACGACCCCAAUAUCACACAGAGCAGAGUUUGAUAAAAAUUGAGCCAUAUUCCGAUGAAAUAUCGAGCCUCAUAAAUCCUUCAUCACCUCAUAAAGAUUGGAUAAACCCGAGCAAACUUUUCGACAAAAAACUUCUGACUUAUAACUCAUCAUUUGAACUCCCAUUGAUUCUGGCAAAAACUCCACCUCCAAAGGCUAUUUUGAUUCCGAAAACCGACACAGAAACUCAAAGGCCAAUAUAUUUUCCCGGGCAGAUCAUCCCCACAAAGCCGCGUUCGAGUUUAAAGAGAAAACAAAUCGACAUUCAAGAAUUGCUAAAUCCACCACCAGCCUACAGUAACAACAGCAGCAAAGCGGUGAAUAAAUCCCCCCGGAAUUUAUUCUGCGAGCUCUGCCAGGUCAGCUGCUCAAGUGGGACCACAAUGCAGGACCACCUGAGGGGCCGGCCCCACAAGGCGAAGCUGGUGUGGAUGCAGCUGAAGACGAGGAACUGCACCGUAAAGCAGCCGAGGUGCAACGUCUGCCAAAUUUUCUGCUCGGAUAGGGAUACAAUGGAGAUGCACCUGAAGGGGCGUAAGCACAAGGCCAAACUGCAUGAACUUGAGGAAUGUAGGAGGAACGGAACUGGAGGGAUCGUGGCUAAGAAGAAGCCGGUGUUUUGUGAGCUGUGCCACGUCAGCUGCAUGAACGAGGACUGCUUCGAGAUGCAUCUCAGGGGAAAACAGCAUGCUACUAGACAAGAGAUGAAGCGUAGAGGUAUGAUAUGAUGAGGGGCAAAAGAGACAUUACCCGAAGGCGGAAAAAAAAGAAAAGAAAACACUUGAUUUCAUGGUAAUUCUUGAUAGUUAUUUAGUACUUAAUUAAUCACUGGAUACAAAUAUAGCAUCGAUCUAAUUUGUUAAUGACGGACUAUAGUAAGGAGAGACCGAAGAGGCGAAGACCCUAUGCAACUCGGAAUUAUUGAACAACAUAUUUCUUAAAAGCGCAAGUGUCUAAAGAUCGAAAUUAAUUUUAUAGAAUCUCGAUCACUCGAGAUCGACUUCAUUUUAGAGACACUGAGUCUUUUAACGAGUCUCUAAAAUGAAGUUUAGAGACGUUCAACGAGUCUCUAAAAUGAAAUUUAGAGACCUAUUUUGCUUACACAAGAAAAUAAAAACACAUCUUAUAAACUUCACAAUGAUAAAUUUCAUUUCUCGACCUCAAACGAAAAAAA